UUUUCAUCUAAGGAUCAAGGAAUUUGUUAACACCGCUAUAUAACCAUGAGUGAAUCACGAACAGAAUUACUCGCGUGGCUGAACGACUUGUUACAAAUCAGCUAUACAAAAGUUGAACAAUGUGGAACAGGCGCAGCUCACUGUCAAAUUAUUGACUCAGUAUUUGGGGAUGUACAAAUGCAGAAGGUUAAAUUUAACGCAAGACAUGAAUAUGAGUAUGUUGCUAAUUACAAAGUAUUGCAGACAGCUUUUGACAAACACAAAAUCGACAAGGUAAUUCCUAUUGAGCGUCUUACUAAGUGUAAAUUCCAAGAUAAUCUUGAAUUCUUGCAGUGGAUGAAGAAGUAUUGGGAUACUUAUUAUCCCGGUGGACCCUACGAUGCCCAAGCAAGACGUAGCGGUGGUGGAGCAGGCGUUGUAAAAUCGGUAUCUGGUGGAGGUGCCACUAGAACCAUGCCAAAAAGAACCGCUGCUAGUACAGCAGCAGGACGAAUUCCAUCUACAGGGUUACAUCAUGACACCAAUCAAUCAGCUAUGGUGAUCGAAUUAACCAAACAAAAUGAAGACCUUAAAGUUACUGUAGAUGGCCUUGAGAAAGAACGUGAUUUCUAUUUCGGAAAACUUAGAGAUAUCGAAAUCUUGGUUCAACAACAACUUGAUGUUGAACCUGACAAUCAAUUAUUGAAAGAAAUUCAAACCAUUCUUUACAGUACAGAGGAUGGAUUUGAAGUUCCACCGGAAGGAGCAGUCGAAGGAGAGGCAUAUGAUGAGGAAACCUUUUAAAUUUUUAUUGAAAUCAUAAUAUAUAUACACAUCUAGAAAAACCUUAAAUACCACUAUUUUUUUUUAACAAAAAAAAAAAGAUAAAUGAAGCAUAAUUUUGUGAAUUAGUACUUUUCUUGAACUUAUUCCGUUAUUUUCAAAUGUAGUUUUACAAUCAUUUUUUAGUUAACGUAAAAGCAAAGUUUUGUUAAAAAACAUUUUUUUUUUUUUUUUU
Messenger RNA from Rhizophagus irregularis DAOM 181602=DAOM 197198, 997 nucleotides. RefSeq lists its product as uncharacterized. The record is from RefSeq and is a predicted model, not a curated record. NCBI's taxonomy places the organism in Eukaryota, Fungi, Glomeromycota, Glomeromycetes, Glomerales, Glomeraceae. Gene Ontology annotation, cellular component: spindle midzone; microtubule plus-end; microtubule organizing center. Gene Ontology annotation, biological process: regulation of microtubule polymerization or depolymerization; spindle assembly; protein localization to microtubule. Gene Ontology annotation, molecular function: microtubule plus-end binding.